This is a messenger RNA of Phodopus roborovskii (desert hamster), 1371 nucleotides long. It is a transcript of the gene Phyh, whose product is annotated as phytanoyl-CoA 2-hydroxylase. Gene Ontology annotation, molecular function: phytanoyl-CoA dioxygenase activity. The transcript has 9 exons. The record is from RefSeq and is a predicted model, not a curated record. Gene Ontology annotation, biological process: fatty acid alpha-oxidation. The coding region runs from base 22 to 1038 and encodes 338 amino acids. NCBI's taxonomy places the organism in Eukaryota, Metazoa, Chordata, Mammalia, Rodentia, Cricetidae.
GCUUCUUCUUCUGGCCUCACCAUGGACCUUCAGCGCGCUGGCGUUCGGCUGCAGAUCGUGCUGGGACACCUCAGCAGACCCUCGGCCCCAGCGAUUGUAGCUAACCCCAUCUUAGGGCCAGCUUCCUCUGCCAGUUGCCAUCCUCAACAAUUCCAGUAUACUUUGGAUAAUAAUGUCCUAAGCCUGGAACAGAGAAAAUUUUAUGAAGAAAAUGGAUUUCUUGUCAUUAAAAAUCUGGUGUCUGAUGAUGACAUUCAACGUUUUCGAGCUGAGUUUCAAAGAAUCUGCAGAAAGGAGGUCAACCCACCAGGGAUAAUAGUAAUGAGAGAUGUGGCCAUUGCAAAACAGGAUUAUACACUAAGUGAGAAAGUGGUUUCGAAGAUCCAGGAUUUCCAAGAAGACCAGGAGCUCUUUAGAUACUGCACCCUCCCCCAGAUUCUGAAAUAUGUGGAGUGUUUCACUGGACCCAAUAUCAUGGCCAUGCACACAAUGCUGAUAAACAAACCUUCAGAUUCUGGCAAGAAGACCUCCCGGCACCCCUUGCAUCAGGAUCUGCACUAUUUCCCCUUCCGCCCCAGCGAUCGCAUUGUGUGUGCUUGGACCGCCAUGGAGCACAUUGACAGAAACAACGGUUGUCUGGUUGUGCUCCCAGGCACCCACAAAGGCACUCUGAAGCCACAUGGUUACCCCAACUGGGAGGGAGGGAUUAACAAAAUGUACCACGGCAUCCAAGACUACAAGAAGGACAAAAACAGGGUGCACCUGGUGAUGAAGAAGGGAGACACUGUUUUCUUUCAUCCUCUGCUCAUUCAUGGGUCCGGUCGGAACAGAACUCAAGGAUUCCGCAAGGCAAUUUCCUGCCACUAUGCCAGUUCUGAAUGCCACUACAUCAGUGUGAAUGGCACCAGUCAAGAAAACAUCCAGAGUGAAGUUAAAGACAUAGUAAACAGACGCUUUGGAAUGGAAACCAACAUUACCUUGGAGGAUAUCUGGACAUUUCGAGGCCGACUUGUGAAAGGAGAAAAAAUAAACCUUUGAAAUACUCUUCAAGAGUGGGGUGUGGCGAUGAAUGCCUGUAAUCCCAACACCAAAGAGACUAAGAAGGAACAUCGUGGGUUCGAGUACAGCCUGGGUUACAUAGCAAGAUGCCAUCUUCUCUCCUCCCCCCCAUAAACAAAACAAAAGAAUUAGCUCUUCAUUAUAAUUCUUUCAAAGGAAACACGAAAGUAAAGCAAGACCUCUAAGGAAAAUGUUUCCUUAUUGGAAUGAUGUCAUCUUUCCUAUCACCUGUUUACAAAAUCAAGACACAUGUACUGGGGACUUAAUUGCCCAGAGUUAAUUAUGUGGAGUGAACUAAUGCUGUUUUAAGAA